UCAGACACAGUGACACAUCAGCUACAGUGACACGUCAGCAGUGCCACGUCAGACACAGUGACACGUCAGCUACAGUGCCACGUCAGCAACAUGACGGGCCUGCCAGGCCAACUGGCGAAUGAGCCCAUUGCCGACCACAAAAAGCGCUUCCAGGCUCAGCUCGCUUUAAUCGAGGCUGAGGAACAACGCCAGCUGGCAGUCAAGGCUGCCCAGCUACAGGCUGAAGAAGCGGCAACAGCAGAGAAGCUGCGGCUACAGGCCGAAGCAGACGCAGAUGCCCAGGCUCGCCACAAGGAAGCCCAGGAUCUGCUGCAGCGGCAUGAAGCCAACAGCAUCAAGAGACUCAAGUACUGGCACUUUGAACCGAAUGGCGACGAGGCAACACCGGAAGAACAGCAUAAGGAGUUCAUGGCCAAGCUCGUGACCAGGUUGGUUUACACUUGUAACCACCUACAGUCCGAGCUGGCGCAUAAGACUCAGCACGAGGAUGCCACACGGGCACUGGACGCCCGUGUACAGGACUUGGAACAAGUUCCACCAAGACCAGAUGCUGGGGCUUCCAGCAGUGCACCCGCUAGCCGCCAACUGGAGGAACACGUUGAUCACGUAGUGGCAAUGCUCGGCGACAUCAGCACCUUCGCUGCGCUGACCACCAUCAGCAGUCAGCUGCAUACCUUGAAGACCGAGGUCCAGCAGCUGCAGUCGACGAACACGGAUGGCAAUCCUAAGUUGUACAAGAUGCCAACUUUCCAACUGGACAGGUUCGACGACCACACGCAGCAGGAUCCGGUCCUCUGGUGGGAAGCAUUCACGACGCAACUUCGGAUUCUGCCUGCCGCUAAGCAUGCGUACAUCGGCGCCCUGUUCAUGAACUCAAAGGGCGGAUGCCAGACCUGGUUGACCCACCUGGCAACCUCUCACGGCGUCGACGUACCAGACUUGAAGGACAAGAUCACAUGGGAGGAACUGACACGGCUGUGGAAGAAACGGUUCAUUGUCGACGACGCGCCGACACUCGCCAUCAACCGUCUUUUCACCAUGUCACAGGGCAACACCGCAACACGAGACUGGCUCACGGAAUGGCAGAAGAUCGCGGCAGUGCCCGAUCUGGACUUACCAUUCACGCAUCUACGUCGUGAGUUCUAUAACAGGUCAUGCGCUGCGCUGAGCCAGGCACUUGGUGAUCGCGAGCAGUAUGCAUCUUUCGCCGAGAUCAUUGACAAGGCAAGAGAGAUGGAGAAGACCCAGCAGCCACUCCAGCAUCACGUGAGGGAGAUCAGCCAAGGAGGAUGUGCGGCCUCGGCUCAACUCGGGAAACUGAGUUUCGUGGGAGGUGAGGCGACUCCACCCCCCACUCCGCCAGAUUCGGCCGCCUUGCUAGCGGCCUCCUACACAUCUGGGGAGGAUGCGAAUGUUGCAAGUCCUCGGUACACUUACGAGGAUUAUGCUGUCCACUUGGUUCCACCGCUGGACCAACCGCUCCACGUGCAACAAUCUACCGCAUGCACGGUUUCAUCACCAUCGGCAACCGAUUCGGCAACUUCGCCAUCAUCUACCGUCGGGGAUUCAACGUUAUGGUCAAGACUUGAAGAACUCGACCCGUUGACUUUUGAGGACUUCCAAUGGAUGCCCCUGCCCCAAUCCGGUCGCUUGCCGAAACCGCAUUGCAACGUGCUCAAAGCACAAUUGCGGGAUUACUUGCACACUGCAGUACCGACUCCGUUGAUGGACGCCGGAGUAGAGGUUGUCGACCUUCACGCCUACAUUGCGAAGAUCGACAGCGAGUUCAGGACGCAACGGUACGACGACAUCGACGCACCAUUGCUAUAUGUACGCAUUCAGAUCGGAGAGGCGACCUGCAGCGCUUUGAUUGAUUGCGGAGCAUCUCGCAACUACAUGAGUCAGGACUUCAUGUGUAUUGAUGACGUCCCAGUGUACUUUGCCCCUCACGCAAGUGAGGCGGUGUCCUUUGAUAUUCUGGACACCAAAUUCGACAUGAUCUUGGGCAUGUCAUGGCUGCGAAGCGAGGACCMCCCGGUGAACUUCUACCGCCGCACCGUUCCCGUUCGUGAUCGGAACGGAGUACUAGUCCUAUGCACGGUAGCUCCUCCUCACCCUUNCGUUCGUGAUCGGAACGGAGUACUAGUCCUAUGCACGGUAGCUCCUCCUCACCCUUCAGUCAGCUGUCACGUGGUAUCCGCCGCAAGCAUGCAAGCUUCCAUCAUCAGAGACGACAUCGAGGAGAUGGGGCGAUGUUUUCUCCACGCCUUCCCGCCCCAUGACGCUUCAUCGACGGACUCUUCUUCGGAUCCACGCAUCACCGAGCUUCUCGACGCCUACAACGACGUGUUCGAAGGCCCGCACGGAGUAGUACCGGAUCGGCCCAUCCGCCACGAGAUCAUCCUCGAGGACGGGGCCGUACCUCCACACGGUUGCAUCUACCGAAUGAGCGAGGAAGAGUUAAGUGUGCUUCGGGCACAACUCGACGACCUUCUGGAGAAAGGYURGAUUCGGCCUAGCUCAUCGCCAUACGGUGCUCCUGUUCUCUUCGUCCGGAAGAAGAACAAGGAUUUGCGGUUGUGCAUCGAUUAUCGCAAGCUCAACGCACAGACGAUCAGAAACAUCGGCCCUCUCCCAGGCAUCGACGAUCUUCUCGAGCGACUGGGCGGCGCCAAGUUCUUCUCCAAGCUCGAUCUCAAGUCGAGAUGUCACCAACUCGAGAUCCGGCAGGAGGAUCGCUACAAGACCGCGUUUAAGACGCGAUAUGGGCAUUUCGAAUGGUUGGUUAUGCCAUUUGGCCUUACGAAUGCCCCGGCCACUUUCCAAGCGGCUAUGACAACGGAGUUCCGACACAUGCUGGAUCGAUACGUACUUAUCUACCUCGACGACAUCCUGGUGUACAUCCGGAGUUUGGAGGAGCAUGUGGAACACCUGCGCACCGUUUUGGAGCGGCUACGACAGGCCAAGUACAAAGCCAACCGCGACAAGUGCGAAUUCGCGCGGCAGGAGCUGGAUUACUUAGGACAUUAUGUGACGCCUCAAGGCAUCCGUCCGCUUGCGGACAAAAUCGAGGCCCUACGAUCGCCAAAGUUGCCAUUCGUAUUCGAUGACGACGCACGCCGGUCAUUCCAAGCACUUAAGACGACCAUGCUCAUGGCACCCAUCCUUAGCAUCUAUGACCCCACCCUGCCGACGCGAGUGACUACGGACGCUUCCGGCUAUGGCAUUGGGGCAGUCUUGGAACAGCACGAUGACGACGAUUGGAACCCUGUGGAGUAUUUCAGCCACAAAGUGCCUCCCAUCAACUCGCUUGAUGAUGCAAGGAAGAAGGAGCUGCUCGCAUUCGUCAUGGCUCUCAAGCGAUGGCGGCACUUCCUCCUUGGGCGUCGUAGGUUCACAUGGGUUACGGACAACAAUCCAUUGACCUACUACAAGACGCAGGAUACGGUGAGCAGUACAAUCGGACGAUGGAUGUACUUCAUCGACUUGUUUGACUUCACACCGAAACAUCUUCCCGGCCUCUCAAAUCGCGCAGCAGAUCUCGCGAAGACCUGAUCUUUGCGCUAUGACACAUCAUGCCUUCGCAUUCGACAAGGAGCUUCAGCGACACUUCAUCCGGGCAUAUGAGUCU
Chara braunii is the source of this 3631-nucleotide messenger RNA. NCBI's taxonomy places the organism in Eukaryota, Viridiplantae, Streptophyta, Charophyceae, Charales, Characeae. The record is from the annotation of a GenBank genome assembly.